UUAAUGAUUUUAUGGAAGAUGAAUUAAUUGGGGAUGAUAUUGCAGCUCGGAAUAAUGCCAAUGAAUGUCCUGCACGGACAGAGAGUUUAAUAGAUGCUAAUAAGUGUUCUACCCUGGAAAAAGAUUUCACGAAUGCAGAUGUGAUAGCAAGGAAUAUUGUGAAUGAGAACAGCAACAUAGAUGUCAUUGAGUCUGAAGUAAUAACAGAGAACAUUACGAGAGAAGACCUAGCAGAAGAAGAGGUUGAAGUAAAAACCCCUGUAGAUAAAUGUGAAGAGGAAUGGCAUGGAGUCAGACGUGAAAACUGAGAGCAGUGCAGUAGAAAAUGGCUGCAUUGAUGAUGAGGUCAACGAAUCUUGUGGUUGAAUGUGUGGAAGAUGUCACCGAGUCUGAAGCAAUAACAGAGAACAAUAUGAUCAAAGAUGACCUCACAGAACAAGAGGUCAAAGCAAAGAACCAUGAAUGUGAGGAGGAAACCACAGGGUCAGACACAAUAACAAAAGAGAACAUUACAGUAGAGAAAGACCUGACUGAAGUAGAGGUUGUAUUAAAAAAAACUUCAGAUGAAUGUGUUGAAUGUAUUACAGGGUCAGACACAAGAACAAGCGAGAACAAUAUCAUGGAAAAUGAGCCUAUUGAUGAAAAGGUUGAAUUAAAAAAAGCUGCUGAUGAAUGUGUCACAGUGUCAGACGCUAUAACAAGAGAGAACAAUAUCACAGAAAAUUAUCCUACUGAUGAAGGGGCUGAAUUAAAAAAACAUGCUGAUGAAUGUGUCUCAGUGUCAGAUGCUAUAACAACAGAGAACAAUAUCAUGGAAAAUGACACUACUGAUGAAGGGGCUGAAUUAAAAAAACAUGCUGAUGAAUGUGUCUCAGUGUCAGAUGCUAUAACAACAGAGAACAAUAUCGUGGAAAAUGACACUACUGAUGAAGAGGUUAAAUUAAAAAAACAUUCGAAUGAAUGCGGGGAAUUUGUAACAGGGUCAGCAAUAACAGAGAAUAAUGUUGUAAAAGAUGAGAACACUGUCGGUUGUAAUAUUGUGGAAGAUGACAUUACUGAUGAAGCUGAAUUCAAUCUAAGUAAUAUUAAUAUUGAACAUACUCAGUGUUUUACAAAAGACACUGACUUUUCAGAAAAGCAUUUAAUGACUGAAAACAUGACAGUUAAAGAUGGUGGUGAAGUUUGUACUGUGAUAGCAAAUAAGAUUGAUAAUGAAAUGACUCAGCACCAGUCCAUAGAUGAAAGCAUCCAUACAUCAGUGAACUGUGAUAACUACAGGGUAGAAGAGAAAAUGAUGGAAGGAGAUAUUUCUAUUGAUGCUGGUAUCUGUAUGAGUACAGGUAGUAGUCCCAUACCACCAUCGUCACCUGUAUCAACUGGCAACCAAGCUUUGGACACAACAUUUACACAACAUUUACUUCACUGCCAAUAUUUACUUUCCAUGUUAGGAUCAUAUGGUCCAUUGAAAGCCAAAGAAACCAUGGCACUUACCAAGAUAGAAAAACAAACUCGGAUAUUCCAAAGAUUGUUGCAGAUUAACCCAACUGAUACUAUUGCUUCUGUUGAACAAGUUGUACCAGAAUUAAAUGAAAAACCAGCUUUCAUUGAGUUUUGGUUGAGAUGUUGUGAAGAACCUACCAUAUUAUAUGGUGGUGUAGAUAGCAUAAUGGUUCAACUAGAAUUGAAAUUUGGAGCUAAACUUAGGACCACACAUCCAACUAUUGCUGAUAAUGUAUUCCAAUCAUUGAUUAAGCAGAUGUUGGACAGACAAGCUAUUGACAUCAACAGUAGCAAUAGCCUUGUUACAUUGUAUCAGUUUACUAAUUGGUGUUUAGCCAAAAAUAGACCAGAUAUUGAACAUUAUGUAAAUGACCUCAUCAGUGAAUUGACAUUGAAUGAGACAUUAAAACAUGGUAAUGAAGAUAUGUUGUCAGUUAUAAGGCAACUACCAAAGACACCAUUACCAGCAUCCAACCUAUAUGCAUUAGCAAUGUUACUAUUAAAUGCUGACAGUACUACUAAAGCUGCUACUAGCAUCUACAUGGAAAUGAUGGCCACUGAUAAUAACUGGAAAAGACAGGCUUUAAAUGUGUAUCUUGAAUACUUAGAGGAGAACGACAAAGUCUUGAGACAAGCUGGUUGUUUAGCAUUAGCUAGUAUGAACGCUACAUCAUGUAUUGAUCAUUUACUGUAUAUUUGCCGCUGUGAUGUAGAUGAUGUCAAACAAUGUGCACGAGAUGCUCUUCUUUCCUUUGGUGAAGAAGGGAAGAAAGCAUAUGAAAGUACAAUAUCAUCACAGUAUGAUGUACAGUCCAUGGCUCUCCUUCCAAAUAUCACAAGCAUGCACCAUCAAAUGACAACAGAACUGUAAACUGUGGAAGAACAUACCAAGGUCUUUUCAUCUCAAAACAGUACCACUGCCAUUGUUUUUUAUAGUUGUUUUAUCUCUAAUUUAUUAUUAUGCUACAGUGUACGCAUUCAUUUUAAACUAGAAAUAAUGGUAAACUUGUGUGUAAAAUCUGUAUUAGAAGCUGCAUUUCUAAAUAAU
Saccoglossus kowalevskii is the source of this 2548-nucleotide messenger RNA. Its product is annotated as rho family-interacting cell polarization regulator 2-like. The record is from RefSeq and is a predicted model, not a curated record. NCBI's taxonomy places the organism in Eukaryota, Metazoa, Hemichordata, Enteropneusta, Harrimaniidae.